Protobothrops mucrosquamatus (brown spotted pit viper) is the source of this 1086-nucleotide messenger RNA. Its product is annotated as urotensin-2 receptor-like. Gene Ontology annotation, cellular component: membrane. The record is from RefSeq and is a predicted model, not a curated record. Gene Ontology annotation, molecular function: urotensin II receptor activity. Bases 1 to 1086 code for a protein of 361 amino acids. The transcript has a single exon. Gene Ontology annotation, biological process: neuropeptide signaling pathway; regulation of blood pressure; blood vessel diameter maintenance. NCBI's taxonomy places the organism in Eukaryota, Metazoa, Chordata, Lepidosauria, Squamata, Viperidae.
AUGGAGCGUAACUUAAGCGGCGGGCUUGGCAACGAGUCUUCCCGGGCAGCGUCUGGCAACGGCGGGGAAGCGGCGGCGGCGACUUGGGUUUUCGGCGCGGUCCUCUCCGUCAUGUGUGUGGCCGGCGUGACGGGCAACGUGUACACUUUGGCGCUGCUGUGGCGCUCGGGCCGGGGCGCCCGCGGCGCGCCCUUGUCCGGCUCCAUUGCCAGCCUGGCGCUGGCCGACCUGCUCUACCUCUGCUCCAUCCCCUUCAUCGUGGGCACGUCGGUGGCGCAGGACUGGUACUUCGGCGAGCUGGGCUGCCGCUUCCUGCUCAGCCUGGACCUGCUCACCAUGCACGCCAGCAUCUUCACCCUGACCGUCAUGUGCACCGAGCGCUACUUGGCCGUCACCCGGCCCUUGGCCGUGCGCUACCGGGCGCCGCGCUUCCGCAGGCUCACCGCCGGCGCCGUCUGGGGGAUCUCGCUCCUGCUGACCCUGCCCAUGAUGCUGAUGGUCACCCUGAGCCAGAGCGGCGACGGCAAGCAUAUCUGCGCCCCGACCUGGAGCCCCGACGCCUUUCGCCUCUACCUGACGGUUCUUUUCAGCACCAGCAUCCUGGCCCCCGGGCUACUCAUUGGCUGCCUCUACGCCCGCCUGGCCGCCACUUACUUGGAGUCGCAGAAGAACCCGCCGCGCAAGACGGGGCCCAAGCGCUCCCCCCGCCAGAAAGUCCUCAUCCUGGUCUUCACCAUCGUGCUGGUCUUCUGGGCCUGCUUCUUGCCCUUCUGGAUCUGGCAGCUGGUGUCCCUCUACCACGGUCCCCUGGGCCUGCCGCUCCACAUCCAGAAGUAUAUCAACUACCUGGUCACCUGCCUGACCUACAGCAAUAGUUGCAUCAACCCCUUCCUUUAUAUCUUGCUGACCAGGAACUAUCGCGAGCAUCUUCGGAACCAGCACAGGAAGUUCUACCGCUUCACCUCUUCCUUUCGCAAAAAGGGCUCCAACUUGCACUGUUCUUGGAGACGGUCGUCCUCUUCGGGCACCCAGUAUGAGUCUGGGACAGAGGGCCUGGGGAUGGCUGUACUGAAGGACUGCAAAUGA